AAAUUCAUUAAAAUCUCUAGCUUCAAUUACGCGAGAAUAUUGAUCAGAAGCUGAAACUUGAGAACGACGGUCGGAAAACUCUACGGCUACUUCUAAUCUAAUCUGCCUCCGCCCGCGACAUCCCGAGCAACACCGCCGUAUUCGCCGUCGCCGGUAGAGCGACCCUUGCCUCAAAUGCCGAAAGUAAAGACAUCCCGAGUUAAAUACCCUGAAGGCUGGGAGUUAAUCGAGCCAACACUACGGGAACUUCAAGGAAAGAUGAGAGAAGCUGAGAAUGAUCCCCAUGAUGGAAAAAGAAAAUGUGAGACUUUAUGGCCUAUAUUUAAAAUUGCACACCAGAAGAGUCGCUAUGUGUUUGACCUCUACCACCGGAGGAGGGAAAUUUCUAAAGAAUUGUAUGAAUUCUGUUUAGAUCAAGGAUACGCUGACCGCAAUCUAAUUGCCAAAUGGAAAAAGCCUGGUUACGAACGUCUCUGUUGUUUGAGGUGCAUGCAGCCACGCGAUCACAAUUUUGCCACAACCUGUGUUUGCAGAGUACCAAAGCAACUUAGGGAGGAAAAGGUUAUAGAGUGUGUUCACUGUGGUUGCAAGGGCUGUGCAAGCGGGGACUGAUUGGACAUUAUUUCUAGUAUCAGGAGGGUUUGUUAGAAUCAUUUUGUUGUGCUUCUAGCUUUCUCUGUUGUCGAAAUCCCGAAAUCCUCACCUAGCUCUUGUUGUAUUAAUUAAUGUUUACUAAUUUCUCAAGAGUUAUCAUUGGGAUAUUAGUUAUAAUUAUUAAUCAUCAGCAUCAUUUGCAUGGCUCAAAACCUGACUGGUGUUCUGUAUUGCCACAUUAAUAAUCCAGCAUGUAUAAUUUGCAUAGUUUAAAACCUGAUUGGUGUUCUGUAUUUUCACAUUAAUAAUCCAACAUGUGUAAUUUUGAUUGA
Molecule: messenger RNA, 926 nt
Organism: Lathyrus oleraceus (garden pea)
Lineage: Eukaryota; Viridiplantae; Streptophyta; Magnoliopsida; Fabales; Fabaceae
Product: protein BUD31 homolog 2
Exons: 4
Coding region: 175-612 (145 amino acids)
Biological process (GO): mRNA splicing, via spliceosome
Cellular component (GO): spliceosomal complex; nucleus
Source: RefSeq, a predicted model, not a curated record